Globicephala melas (long-finned pilot whale) is the source of this 5171-nucleotide messenger RNA. It is a transcript of the gene ALDH5A1, whose product is annotated as aldehyde dehydrogenase 5 family member A1. Gene Ontology annotation, biological process: GABA catabolic process. The record is from RefSeq and is a predicted model, not a curated record. Gene Ontology annotation, cellular component: mitochondrion. Lineage: Eukaryota; Metazoa; Chordata; Mammalia; Artiodactyla; Delphinidae. Gene Ontology annotation, molecular function: succinate-semialdehyde dehydrogenase (NAD+) activity.
GCCCGCGUCCGCCGCCACCCGGCGCGUCCCCGCCGCCGCCUGGAUCCCUGCACUCGGGUGCGCACGCUCGCUUGCCUGCUUCCUGCCGCCGCCGCCGCCUGGGCCAUGGCGACCUGUUUUCGGCUGCGGAGCUGCCUGGCCCUGCACCUCCCCCGGACGCCUCCCAGCCGGGUCCUCCGCCCCCGCGCCGGCUACCCGGUGGCCCGGAUUCGCGGCUACGCCCGGGGCCCAGCGGGCCUUUCCUCGGCCCUGCUGCGCACCGACGGCUUCGUGGGCGGCAGCUGGCUCUCGGCCGCCGACACCUUCCCGGUGCACGACCCGGCCAGCGGCGCCGAGCUGGGCUUGGUGGCCGACUGCGGGGUACCCGAGGCCCGCGCCGCCGUGCGUGCCGCCUACGAGGCUUUCUGCAGCUGGAGGGGGGUCUCGGCCAAGGAGAGGAGUUCUUUACUUCGGAAAUGGUACGACUUAAUGAUACAAAAUAAGGAUGACCUUGCCAAGAUAAUCACAGCUGAAAGUGGAAAGCCACUAAAGGAGGCACAGGGAGAAAUUCUCUAUUCUGCAAAUUUCCUGGAGUGGUUUUCAGAGGAAGCCCGCCGCAUUUACGGAGACAUUAUCUACACCCCAGCAAAAGAAAAACGGGCCCUGGUCCUCAAGCAGCCCCUCGGUGUGGCCGCAGUCAUCACCCCAUGGAACUUCCCCAGCGCCAUGAUCACGAGGAAGGUGGGGGCCGCCCUGGCAGCAGGCUGCACGGUAGUGGUGAAACCUGCCGAGGACACGCCCUUCUCUGCGCUGGCCUUGGCCGCGCUUGCAGACCAGGCUGGAAUUCCUCCGGGUGUAUACAACGUUAUUCCCUGCUCUCAAAAGAAGGCCAAGGAAGUAGGGGAAGCACUUUGCACGGAUCCCCUAGUGUCUAAAAUUUCCUUUACUGGUUCAACAGCCACCGGAAAGGUCCUGCUGCAUCAUGCAGCAAACUCUGUGAAGAGGGUGUCCAUGGAGCUGGGCGGCCACGCCCCAUUCAUCGUGUUUGACAGUGCCAAUGUUGACCAGGCUGUUGCCGGGGCCAUGGCAUCUAAAUUUAGGAACUCUGGACAGACUUGUGUUUGCUCAAACCGUUUCUUGGUGCAAAGGGGUAUCCAUGAUUCCUUUGUGAAAAAAUUUGCCGAGGCAAUGAAAACAAACCUGCACGUGGGUAAUGGAUUUGAGGAGAGAACUACUCAAGGCCCGUUAAUUAAUGAGAAAGCUGUAGAAAAGGUAGAGAAACAUGUGAGUGAUGCCAUUUCCAAAGGGGCCACCAUUGUGACAGGUGGGAAGCGGCAUCAAGUUGGAAAAAAUUUCUUCGAGCCCACCCUGCUCAGCAACGUCACCCGAGACAUGCUCUGCUCUCAGGAAGAGACGUUUGGGCCCGUGGCACCAGUUAUCAAGUUUGAUACAGAGGAGGAGGCGGUGGCGAUCGCUAACGUGGCCGACGUCGGGCUGGCAGGUUACUUUUACUCUCAAGACCCAGCCCAGAUCUGGAGGGUGGCGGAGCGGCUAGAGGUCGGCAUGGUUGGCGUUAACGAAGGCUUGAUCUCCUCCGUGGAGUGCCCUUUCGGUGGGGUGAAGCAGUCUGGCCUUGGGCGAGAGGGCUCCAAGUAUGGCAUUGACGAGUACCUGGAGCUCAAGUACGUGUGCUUUGGAGGCUUAUAGGAUUCCUUAGUUCUUUAAAAAAUAAGAAAGGAAGCUUCGCCACAUGUAUGGGGACAUGCCAUCCAUUAUUUUAAAUAAGCCCAUAGGGUAUCUGAAUUAGGAAUUUUUUUUUUCGGGCCUCUCACUGCUGUGGCCUCUCCCAUUGCGGAGCACAGGCUCCAGACGCGCAGGCUCAGCGGCCAUGGCUCACGGGCCCAGCCGCUCCGUGGCACGUGGGAUCCCCCUGGACCGGGGCAUGAACCCGUGUCCCCUGCAUCGGCAGGCGGACUCCCAACCACUGCACCACCAGGGAAGCCCUGCAUUAGGAAUUUUUUUAAAGCUCAUCCAAUCCUCGUAAUCUUAAACAGAUGCAAAUCCUACCCCUCCCCCUACCUGACUAGGGACCAAUACAUGCCAUGCGCCCGAGGCCGCAGACUCCCCGAGAACCAGCAUAGGGUUUAUAGAAUGAAGCCCUGGACUCCACCACGACCCCAUCUGCCUCAGAGCAAAGUGCAGCGUGAGGCCAGCCGGCCCCCGCAGCCCCAUGGUCACGGCUGGAUCACUGCCUGGGCGCACUAAAGACACUUGCUGGGUAUUCCGGGGUGUUGCUGCAGAGGCUGAACCACUCAUUUUUUGAGACUUCAGAAAUAGCACGGAAUUGCCUGUGUUUCUUUGAGACAUGAAGGAACCCCUCUCCCUUUUUCGACCAUUUUUUACAUUGAAGUCUCCAUUGUCCUAAAUUAACUGCUUAAAGGUUUUUUCCUUUCUGUGCUGUUUUCCAUGUCAUGUUGUUUCCGUUAGGAAAUAAGCCUAAGCAUAAAGCACAGCAGCUUGGUGGGAUGGAUGGCCCACGAGUAAUGGCCUGGCCUGGCUUUGUCCCCGUGGAUGUGACAUUCAACCCCUCCCCGCCCCCCGCCGCACCCGCAUCCCUCAGGAGAGCGGAGAUUCUAUACAUGCCUUAUUUAGCUCCAUGGGCUAUUGUGAGCCUCAGAGAAAGUGAAGGUGUUUGCCAAAAAGUAAAAAUUCAGUGUAAGUGCAGGAGUCGUCAUUAUUAUGAGCAGCACGUCCCAGCCCCGCUUGGGUGUCCGGCAGUGGCUUUGCCAAGGUGAGCGGAGGUUGGUACCCACCUGCCCAGCACCUGAGCCUGAGUGAGGGCUCGUCACCUGCAGCCUGCUGUUUCUGUUCUUAUGAAGCGCUGCUCCUUCACCUGCAAAAGAGCAAAAGCACUUUCACGACAAUAAUCCCAAAAGGAAAAAGGAUUUCCAUAAUUGCCAAUUGGAAGAGGCAUGAGGUUUUGCCCUUCAGGCACCUUUUAUCGAAUAAGAGUUUUUAUAGUUCAUCAUUUAAAACAAAAACAAAAAAACCCUAUGACCACUGUUUCCUGUCACUCUGAAAACUCUGAUUAAAUACACACUAGGCUUUUCUGUAUCAUGUCUCCGUCUGUCCUGGUAUACAAGGAAAAGGAAUAAAAGCUGUUCCUGGUGGAAUAGACAAGGAUGAAGCACCUCCUUUUCCACUCUCUCUGUGUGCACACUCCACUGACAUUCUGUGGAUAUUUUGGGGAGCAGAAGGAAAACAUGAAUGAAAGUAGUGCUAGAGGCAGUCACUCCUGGACCCAGCUGGGAUGUAGCGUCCCUCACUGAGCCAUGGGGAGCUGAAUAGCUAAAGGUCUGAGAUGUCCCUGUGCACAAAAGUACCAUGGCUAGGGCUUCCCUGGUGGCGCAGUGGUUGGGAGUCCGCCUGCCGAUGCAGGCCAUGGCCGCCGAGCUUGCGCGUCCGGAGCCUGUGCUCCGCAACGGGAGAGUCCGCGGCAGUGAGAGGCCCGCGUACCGGAAAAAAAAGAAAAAAAAAAGUACCAUGGCUAGUCUUGGAGCUGCCUUGUGUUUGCCCUGGGUUACAUCUGCCAUCUCCCCUAAGGCCCAAUAAGGAAUGAGCUGAAAUCCACCUCCUGGUAACAUGCAUCGCUCAGACCCUGUCCAGAAUCACGUACGCAUCAUAUCGACAGUGAGUUUCUACUUUUUAGUUUUAGGGUUGUUUUAUGUAACACCCUAAUUACUUAAUAUUUAGGUGUGUCCAUCUGGUUGCUAUUAACAAUAAAAAUGCUCUAACACUCGUUUUUAGAAGUCUGGAAUACUGGUGCUUGAAAUGUUUGGAGGAAUACAUUCAAAUACAUUUGUAACUUUGUAAAUCAGUGAAUGUCUUGGCUGGGUGGCAAUUUUGAGUUUUCUAGUAUAUCUGGCUCACCAGGUACAUAAAUUGAAGGCCAGACACUCAUUCCAAUAUCUUUGAUUAAUUCUGGAAUUAAAAUAAUUUGAAAAGGAAGUAGCUUACUGUUAGUAAAAUUGUUCUGGGUUGUGGGGAAAACAGAGAAGUAUUUUUAAAUGAACAUUUUGGGGGCUGUUUUUCAAUAAGGUAACCAUAUGUGAUGGAUUUUUUUUUAAUGUAUGUUAUAAUAUGAAAUAGAAAAGGACCAUUAAACCAGGGGUUGGCUCACAGCCCAAAUCUGGCCUGCCGUCUGCUUUUGUACAACCCAGAGCUAAGUAUGGUUUUUAUAUUCCCAAAGGAGUGGUUGGGGAAAAAAAAUCAAAAGAAUGGUAUUUCAUGACACGUGAAAAUUUUGUGAAAUUCAGAUUUCAGUGUCCAGAAAUAAAAUUUUAUUGGAACCCAGCCACAUCCAUUCAUUUACCAUAUGAUCUAUGGCUACUUUCUUGGCAAAGCUGAGUAUCUGCAGCACAGACAGUAUUGCCCACAAAGCCUAAAGUAUUUACUCUUUGGCUUUUUACAGAAAUAAUUUGCCAACCCCUGAUCUAAACCUAGAGGGAGAUAUUGACCUUCCCCCGUUUAUGAGGCAUUAUAUCAUUUUAUUGAACACCUACUGUGUAAAAAAUACUUUUCUGGGCCUUGCUCCAGUGAAUUCUCACCAAGAACUUCCCAGCAAUUAUCACAUAACUCAUAUGAAAUUACCCAGAGAAUGGGAGUCUACUGGCCUUGAAAAAAAACACUUCUCAAUUUACUUUCCCCAGCUAUGCAGGGAUUCUCAUUUAAAAAGCUCCUCUGUACCUAUUAUCUUUAUCCAUUUGAGUAGCUUUUAAAUACAAUUUUAUGUCAAGCGCUGGUUCAUCUACCUUUAUUUUUAUGUAAAGACUCAGUGAAAGUAAAGAUCAGAAGCACAAUGCAAAUAACUCUAUUUUAUUGUAAACUUGUAUCAUUAACUUUAAACUGUGCCACAUGACUGCCUUCUCGGAAGGCUGGAGCCCAGGGUUUUAACUGUUCACGAGCAGCUAUGGUAGAUAGCAUUUUACUUGAAUGAUAUUUAUGCUGUGAUUAUUUUUGUGCUGUAUUUUAUGGGAUAAAACUUGGGAAUAAGUGUAGUUGGAAGUGUGGAAAUAUUUUGUUUUUUAAACAUGCACAAUUCAUUUUUCCAGUUUUUGAUAAUUGUAUGUGUGUGUCAAUGUCUUGUCAGCAGAGUUGUGCGUGUGUAACUAAUAAAGGUCGAAUUAACAGAA